AUGCCGUCCAGAGUCGUCCGCAGCGUCGACGACUUGCCCACCAUCGGCGCCCUCUACAGCAGCGGGCAGCUCCCCUCGGAGACACCCACGGCUCCCUUGCGCAAGCCCUCGCAGGACGUCAACCGCCGUGUCAGCCUCGUCCGCACCGACAUCACCAGCCUCGCCGUCGACGCCAUUGUCAACGCCGCCAAGAACUCUCUCCGCGGCGGCGGCGGCGUCGACGGCGCGAUCCACCGCGCCGCCGGCCCCGGCCUUGUCCGCGAGUGCCUCGCCCGGUACCCUGACGGCUGCGACACCGGCGACGCCGUCAUCACCGCCGGCCACAACCUCCCCGCCCGCAACGUCAUCCACACCGUGGGACCCAUCUACCAGAGCCAGGCGGCCAGCGAGCCUCUGCUGCGCAGCUGCUACCAGGCCUGCUUGCGCACGGCUGUCGAGAACGACUGCGCGACCAUCGCCUUCAGCGGCAUCAGCACUGGUGUCUACGGCUAUCCUGCCGACAAUGCGGCUCAUGUGGCCUGCAGCGUCGUCCGGGACUUUCUCGAACAGCAGGACACCGAGGGGAAGAUCCAGCGCGUCAUCUUUGUCACGUUUCUCGACAAGGACGUGAAUGCGUACAACUCUGUUCUUCCGUGA
This is a messenger RNA of Trichoderma reesei QM6a, 636 nucleotides long. RefSeq lists its product as uncharacterized. The record is from RefSeq and is a predicted model, not a curated record. Lineage: Eukaryota; Fungi; Ascomycota; Sordariomycetes; Hypocreales; Hypocreaceae. The coding region runs from base 1 to 636 and encodes 211 amino acids. The transcript has a single exon.